Salpingoeca rosetta is the source of this 711-nucleotide messenger RNA. RefSeq lists its product as uncharacterized. Lineage: Eukaryota; Choanoflagellata; Craspedida; Salpingoecidae. The record is from RefSeq and is a predicted model, not a curated record. The transcript is spliced from 2 exons. Bases 1 to 711 code for a protein of 236 amino acids.
AUGGCGGACAACAACAAGACGACGAAGAACAGCCAAGACGACGAUGGCGAGCGUGGGCGAUGUGAUAAGCUCGCUCGCAAGCUGGUCAAGGCACUAGUUGAGGUGAAGGGCGUGGAGGGAGCGGAGCAGCGGUUGAGUGAGUUGUUGGCACAAGUUCGAGCCGAGAAGAAGAGUAAACGCAAGCAAUCCAAAGAAGAAGAACAGAGCGACCGCAGGAAGGAAAAGAGCAAGAAGAAGAAGAAGGAGAAAAGCAAGAAGCGCGAGGAAGAGGAUGCUGGAACGAAGGCCAAGGAAGAGGACAAGCCACAGCCUGACAGUGACAGUGCAAUGAGCGAGAAGGCAAACAGCAAGAAGAAAUCGAAGAAGGAGGACAAGAAGAAACGCGCGAACUCAUCAAAGGAGGAGAAGACAGCGGAUGACGGUAGUGCAUCUGAAGAGAACACACGAAAGAAGGCCAAGCAAGCACCUGCUGCAUCCGGCAACGAUGACGCUGGGUACUGGCAGCAAGCCAACCUUGGAUCGGAUGCCCGCAAGUCCAAAUUCCUGCGGCUCAUGGGUGCAGGCAAGAAAAAGGACGCCGCAGCCGCCUCCACCAGGAACGUCGACGUCAACAAAGGAUCGGCGAUUAACCAGCAGCUGGAGCAGCAGUUUGAGCGUGCGCGGCAGAUGCAGCACAGGCGUGGCGGUGGCCGCACUGGUUUCUCCUCGUAA